AUGAGAUUGAGGCUCUUUAUCCUCCUGCGUCGUGGCCUCCAAACAAAGGACCCAAAAGUGCUACCUUUUGCGAUCCACAAUGUGCAACAUCACUUCAUAUCCUCUUACUGUUACAAUCCAAAGCAAUUAGACCCGACCCAUUUGUAUCUUCUGCCUCAAUCGCCAAGUGACGCAUUAUCCUCUCCUUUCCUUCUUAAUAAAUUCUUAUCCAUUUGCGCAAAAUCGGUUUUUCUUGAUCUGGGUAUUCAGCUACAUGCACCCAUCGUGAAGUUGGGAUUUUGUUCUAACAUUCAUAUAUGCAGUACUCUUAUUCAUAUGUAUGGUAAAUGUGGUAUUGUGUCCGAGGCCCAGAAACUAUUCGAUGAAAUGACAUAUAGAAAUGCAGUUGUUUGGAAUUCACUGAUUCGGGGUUAUUUGCUAGUGGAUUGUCCUAUGAUAGCUCCAAUGCCAUUCACUAUAUCAACUGUUCUGGUAGCUUGCUCCCGAAUGGAAGCCUAUGAGCUAGGAAUUCAGUUGCAUGGUCUAUGUUUGAAAGUGGGGUUCGGGCGUAAUGUUGUAUUGGGUACAAAUUUGAUUGACAUGUAUUCCAGGUGCCGAGACUUCGAGGCUUCAAGGCAAAUUUUUGAUCAUAUGGUGGUUAGAAAUGUCAUAACUUGGACUUCCAUGGUUUCUAGCUAUGCCCAGAACAAUCAACCAGAUGAAGCAAUGGCUUUGAUUAGAGAAAUGCUGUGUUUCGGUGUUCAUCCUGAUCAUGUCACUUACAAUAGUUUGCUGAGUUCAUUUUCCUCGCAUGAUCAUUUGGAUAACUGCAAGCAAAUUCACUGCCGUGUAAUCAGAGAAGGUUUUGAAGCUAAUGAAUAUCUAGUGGUCACCCUUAUGACCGUUUACUCAGAAUGUAAUGGCAGCUUGGUCGACUUUUGGAGGGUUUGCUCUGGUGUUAGGCAUUGGAAUCAAAUCUCUUGGAAUGCACUCAUUGCUGGUCUUUCCAAUUUAGGAGAUGGAGAGGAAGCAUUGAUCCACUUUUCUUUAAUGAGGGAGGCAGGUGUUGAAACAGACCAUUUUACAUUUACAAGCACUCUAAGCGCUGCUGGGAUUACUUCAGCUCUUAAUGCAGGGAAGAAGAUCCAUGCUUUAAUUCUCAAAUAUGGGUAUUCUUCAAAUUUGAAUGUGCAAAAUGGGCUUGUUUCAAUGUAUGCAAGAUGUGGCAGUAUUCCCGAUUCAAAGAAAAUAUUUUCAUCAAUGAAUGAACAUGAUGUGAUUUCCUGGAAUUCACUGUUGUCAGGAUAUGCUCAUCAUGGUCAUGGUAGGGAGGUUGUUGAACUGUUUGAGAAAAUGAGAAGAACUAAAGUCAAACCCAAUAAUACCACCUUCCUGGCAGUUCUCACUGCGUGUAGCCAUGUGGGCAUGGUGGACAAAGGACUGCAGUAUUUCGAAUUGAUAGUAAGUGACAAGACACUUGCCCCUCCGAGAAUGGAACAUUAUGCCACAAUUGUGGAUCUUCUUGGUCGGUUCGGAUAUCUUCAUGAAGCAGAAUCCUUUAUUGACAACAUGCCAAUAGAACCAGGGCCAUCUACCUAUAAAACUUUGCUAAGUGCUUGUCAAGUUUAUGGAAAUAAAGAAAUUGCUCUACGUUCUGCUGAAAAACUUUUGAAUCUCCACCCAAAUGAUCCUGCAACUUACAUACUUCUCUCAAAUGUAUUGUCUAUAGAGGGUUGUUGGGCUGAUGAAGCAGGAGUGCGGAAGCUCAUGUGGGAUAAAGGACUUGCUAAAAAACCUGGUUAUAGCUGGAUUUGA
Molecule: messenger RNA, 1794 nt
Organism: Gastrolobium bilobum
Lineage: Eukaryota; Viridiplantae; Streptophyta; Magnoliopsida; Fabales; Fabaceae
Product: pentatricopeptide repeat-containing protein At4g13650-like
Exons: 2
Coding region: 1-1794 (597 amino acids)
Biological process (GO): RNA modification
Molecular function (GO): RNA binding; protein binding
Source: RefSeq, a predicted model, not a curated record